CACGUUCACGUUCACGCUCACUUACUAUUUAUCUACCAUCUUUUACUCCCCCACUCCCUCUAAAUUUAUUGCUUUCACGCCACUCACGACUCACUCGAAAUGACGAUAGACAUUGAUUAUACUCAAUCUGUCCCCACAACCCCACGCCGGAAAGGCCUACAAAGGCGUAAUAACAUUCCCAACCACCUCUCCUUCGCAUCCCUGCCGCGAGACACUGCCCUUCGCGUCGCCGGCAGUUUUGGCGCUCCGUCGUCUGACGCCGCAAGUGCCACGGCCAGCCCUGCCAGUGUCCGGUCAAGGACCAAGAGUACUACUACCCCCUCCCCUCGCCAUCAGCGCACCCGGACCUUUUCCCAGUUCUCUCGCAAGAACUCCAACGCCGGGAGCUUGAACCUGAACUUCCGUUCUUUGAAAAAGCGUCGGAGCACUUCCUCUUUGGCCAACUCCUCAAAGACGAAGUCCAUCGCCAAACGCGUUCGCAGCUCGACAUCACUCAUCGUAAACGCUGCCGCAUUGUGGUCGUCGGCCACGAAGAGGCUCAUGGCCAGGAGCGUAUCGUCCUCCGUCGCUUUUUCCUCUGCGAUUCCACACGGUCAACCUAAAACCUAUGCCGACGCCGUCGCGAUGCAGGUUGAACCUGAGCUGGAUGUUAUGGAUGAUGAAGCUCCAUUGAUUGGAGUUAUUGAUACAGGUGCGGUAGGCCCGGGAAGAGAAGAUGUGGAGGAGCUGGACAAUCAUGACAUCGAUCUAGACCCUCACGACAUUGAUACCUGCGAUUCCCCAGUUUCGCCGCUGACGCCGUCAUUCCUUCACCUCCGUAGGAACCCAGUCGAGGUGACGCAGUACCACAGGCUCAAGUCAAUGCAGAAGUUGGGCGUAGAGUCGUACAAGGAUGUCAUGGAAAAGUAUCCCGUGAGCGCCGAAGAGGAGGCGCUUGCUUUCAAAUGUUAUUAACACCAUCGGUCACCCGUGGGUAUCUCAUGUAGCUUGUUGUACUGUAGUCAGAUUCAUGUAGCCCGUCAGAAUUAUGUUGUAGCUAUCGUACAGAAAAUAAAUUGGUUGAU
Molecule: messenger RNA, 1064 nt
Organism: Laccaria bicolor S238N-H82
Lineage: Eukaryota; Fungi; Basidiomycota; Agaricomycetes; Agaricales; Hydnangiaceae
Exons: 1
Coding region: 100-954 (284 amino acids)
Source: RefSeq, a predicted model, not a curated record